AUGCCUUCACUUGAGCUCGUCUACUUCAGCCUUCGUGCACGCGGAGAAACGGCAAGAUUAAUGUUUCAUUAUACUGGCACACCUUUCAAAGACACGCAAAUUGAUUAUUACAAGGAAUGGCCGGCUAUGAAACAUGACAAGGCUAGUAUGUAAAUUUUCUGUUUUGUAAAAAAAGUUUUUGCCUUUUUUGCUUUGCAAAGAAAGUUAUUGCCAUUUUAUAGUUUGUAAAGAAAGUUUUUGCAAUUUUACAUUUUGUAAAGAAAGUUCUUGCUAUAUUUUGUUUUGUAAACAAAGUUCUUGCAAUUUAGAGUUUCCAAACGCUCAACUGCCAGUACUACUAAUCGUUGGUGUAGUACUAGCCGAAAGCCAUGUUAUCAAUCGUUAUUUGGCCAGACAGCUUGGCCUAGAUGGUGGACCAGACCCAGUACAAAUCGCUUUGUUAGACUAUGCUUAUGAAGCGUGUAGACAAUAUGUUGAUAGUGUACAACCUUACUAUAUAGUUGCUACUGGCUUUGGCGAGGAAAACACGGUAAGAUCUUUUCUUUGGGUAAGGUAGGGCAAAACGGGGCGUGGGAACACAGAAAAGAGUAGGGCAGGACAGCAAAAAUCAGUUCAAAGCAUAUCAAGGCAAGGCAAGGCAAGGCAAGAGUCAUCUUAACACAAAUAAAACUAUAAAAACGAUCAUUUCAGGCAGAAUUUUACCUAUCGACCAACUUCAUUCCAAACUGCAAAACCCAACUGCCUAGAAUCAUCAGUCUGCUCAAACCACAUGGAUUUUUCAGUGAAAAAGGCGUUACCUAUGUUGACUUUUACAUUUCCAACUACAUUCAUACCUAUUUGAAGAUAGCUGAAGAAGAGGUCAAGAAGUAUCCAGAGAUUGUGGCACACAGAGAUCGAGUCUUCGCUUUGCCUCAAAUUCAAGAGUACUUGAAGCAGAGAAAUGACACUAUUUGUUGA
Molecule: messenger RNA, 957 nt
Organism: Bursaphelenchus okinawaensis
Lineage: Eukaryota; Metazoa; Nematoda; Chromadorea; Rhabditida; Aphelenchoididae
Source: the annotation of a GenBank genome assembly